Didymodactylos carnosus is the source of this 2484-nucleotide messenger RNA. Lineage: Eukaryota; Metazoa; Rotifera; Eurotatoria; Philodinida; Philodinidae. The record is from the annotation of a GenBank genome assembly.
AUGAAAAAACUUGAUUUAUCUCGGAAUAUUGCUGAAGAAACGUGGAAUACAUGUUGGGAGCUAGUAUCCAAACCCAAUUCUUCUACACAAAAUUUGAAUACAAACUUAUCAAAAUCUUCUAAUGGUUGUAGUGUAUAUUCAGAUACAGAAAUAACAGCUUGUAAAAAACGAACAAAAUCUCCAAAUAUUCAUGGAUGUUCAUCACAAAAUGAUUUAAGAUCAUAUUAUCAGAAUGGAGAUUCAUCUACUAUAAAACAAUCCAAAACAAUUAACGAUUCAAUGUCGUCUACGAAAUUGGAAGAAAAAUAUAAUAAAAAUGAGAAAAAUAUUUAUCCUGUAUGGAGGAAGAUAGAAAUACCAUCAAAAUUAUUUGAUUUUAUGGCAUGUACAAUAAGUCCAACGCUUCCAUUACUACGUUUACAUUAUGAAAUCAUUCAAUUUGGAGAAUUUAUAAAACCAAAAUCUGAAGAAGCUUAUGUACGUCAACAAGUGAUUGAUCGCAUUAAAAAUGUUAUUCAUGUACAUGUCCCAAAUGCAAUCGUUGAUAUUUAUGGCAGUUUUCGUACACAACUUUAUUUACCUCGCAGUGAUCUUGAUCUUCUGGUUUAUUCUGCUGAUCAACGCAUUUGGAAAGAUGAGGAAUUAUAUACAUUAAUGAAAACUUUGAAAGAUGCGUUUUGUAAAUGUGGUAUUAGUACUGAGGAAAAUAUAAAUGUUCUUAAUUAUGCAUCCACACCCAUCAUUAAAUUAGUUGAUAAUGAAACUGAAAUUCGAGUGGAUAUGAGUUUUAAUAUGAACAAUGGUGUACGAAGUGCACACUUGAUUUCAAAAUAUUUAAAAGAAUUUCCAUUAUUACGUUAUCUUGUAUUUGUUUUAAAACAGUAUCUUGUUCAACAUGAUCUCAAUGAAGUUUGGACUGGAGGAAUAAGUUCUUACAGUCUUAUUCUUAUACUAGUCAAUUUCUUUCAACUUCAUUGUAAAUCUGAUAUUGAACAAUUUCAUAUGAAUCUUGGAGAAUUAUUAAUUCGUUUUCUUGAAUUAUAUGGACUUGUUUUUAAUUAUGCAAAAUUCGGUAUUAAAGUACAAACACCCGAUUUAUCAAAUAAACGUAAUGGUUAUAUACCAAAAGAUGAAUUAUUUACAAAAUUUAAUUGUGGGCAUCGAUCCACUGGGCUUUUAUGUAUUGUUGAUCCAUUUAAUGAAAAUAAUGAUAUUGGCAAAGCCUCAUACAAAACAAUUGAAAUAAGAAAUGCAUUUCGAAAUGCAUUUGAUAAAUUACAGAAUGCUGUUAACCCGAUGAACCCCGUAAUUGAUAGCUCACGAAGUAUAUUGGGACAGAUUAUAGUGAUUGCUGAUGAUCUAAUAAAGUAUCGAAAACGAUUACACAGUUAUUUCCAUACUAAACUGGAGCCACAGCUGAUCAUACCAGUCGUACAACCACCAUCAUCAUAUUCUGUGUUUCCCACAAUAGUAAAAAACGAUCAUAUUUCGAACAAUCAGCCAUUGAAAAUAGCAACAACUUUGAUCUCAGAUCACCAACCAUUGCAACCAGAAGCGUCACAGUCACAAACAAAUGGAGAUGAUAUAAAAAGUAUUCCAUCGCUUUAUACAACAAGUACCGAUAGCUCUCGUGCUCAAUCAACGUCUUCAUCAAAUAACACGUCGUCAAGUUCAAGCAUAACAAGUGACUCUGACAAUGAAACUCACGAUGGUUCUCAGCAACGUUUAGAUAAAACUGUCGUUAACUCAUCUUUCUCUAUAAACAGUGAUACUAAUAAAUUAGACGAUCCAAUGAAUAUAAAUAAUGAAACGUCGAGAAUUAAUGAUACAAUGAUCAAUAAACGAAUUUUAAUUAACGGUAGUCGAACAGAUGAUGAUUAUGAAAGUGAAAAAACGCCGACGCCAGUGUUGAGAGAUGCAUCAGAAACACCGACCACAACAGCAGCAGCAGCGAUUACCAACGCAGAAUCAAAUUGUUCUACACUGACUUCUUUGAAUUCGGUGUCACCAUCACCUAUACCAACCUUCAUGAAUAUAGCUGCUGCCACACAAACGAUGGAUGACAAAGGACUAUUUGAAAAACAUGAAAAUUAUCAUUUUCCACCACAAUAUUCUCAAUAUCAAUAUUAUUCGACGAAUACAAACAACAAUUAUUCUUAUUUUAAUAAUAAUAAUAAUCGAAAAUAUUAUCAGAAUGGGGGUGGUGGAAGUGGAAUAGGAGGACGCCGAGAAUCGUCUUAUCACAUUCGUAAACAACAAAUAUCUCGCCGACAUCCAAAAAAUGGUGAAAUACAUCCACAUAGGACUAACAAUUAUUUUCGGCAACAAGAAUCACAAAACAAUAAUCACUAUCACUUCCAAAAUAACUUACCAGAUUUAAUAUCACCCUAUGUUUAUUCUCAAUCACACGCACCGAAUACAGCCGCAUCUUCAACAUCAACAUUGUCAUCUCAACAACGUCUGUCCCAAAAUUACUCUUAUUAA